AAUCAUUAGUAAUUUCAUGCGUGCACACAGCGUUGUGAAUUGUUAGAACUUCUUUUCGGCUGGCAGCAUGUCAACCAUGGACGAAAAAUCCAUCACUGCUUUAGUGCACGAUUACCUUUUAAAAAUAGAUAAAAAUUUAUCAACUGUUUUUCAAAAGAAAACAAACGCGCCAAUAUUACCAAAAGGUUCGCCCACAAUUAAAGAUGUUAUAUCACAUUAUCAAAAAACAGCAAAAAAGAAAAUUCCAGAAUUAAAAGCGACCAAGGAUGAACAAUCUAGCAGUGAGGAAACAAGCAGUGAAUCUGAAGAUGAUACACCAGCAAACAAAAAACUGGUAAAUGGAACUAAACAAAUAGCUAAUGGUCUGCCAGCAAAAAAACCGGCUAUUUCACAAAAGAAAGAAGAAAGUUCUUCGGAGGAUUCUAGUAGUGAAGACGAACAACCAGCACAGAAAAAAUCAGUGCAACCAGCUCCUAAAUCACAACCUCCUAAACAAGCGCAAGCGAAAAAACAAGAAUCAAGUAGCGAAGAUUCCAGCAGUAGUGAUGACGAAGAAUCUAAAAAACCACAACAGAUCGUUGCAAAACCUCAACCCGUCAAACCUGCAGUAAGUAAAAAGGCCGAAUCAAGUAGUAGCGACGAUGACAGUUCAGAAGAAGAAACUCCUCCUAAAGUAACUUCCACAGUUAAUAAAGUAGCUCCACAAAUUCAAAAGAAAGUUCAAGCCAAAAAAGAUAGUUCAUCGGAAGAAUCCAGUUCCGAUGAAGAUGAUGAACCUACAAUUAAAAAACCUACAACAAAAGUUGUUCAAAAACCGACUGUAACUACCACAAAGGCUGUUCCCAAAAAACAAAAAUCUAGUAGCGAAGAUUCUGAAUCAGACAGUGACGAAGAACCACCAGCAAAAAAAGCAGCAACUGUUCCAACCAAAGCAUCUGGUGCUAAACCUGCUCCACCAGCUAAAAAAGAUUCAAGUUCAGAUGAUUCUGAUUCUUCAGAUGAAGAAGAUGCCAAACCUGUCAAAAAAACAGCACCCGCACCAGCUAAACAAACACCAGUCAAGAAGGAAGAAUCUUCGUCUGAUGAUUCAUCAAGUGAAGAAGAAUCCCCAGUAAAAUUACCUGCAAAAUUAACAGCUUCAACGCCUGUUGUUAAAAAACCAGCAGCCACACCAUCAAAAAAACAAGAAAGCUCUUCUGAUGACGAUUCUUCAAGUGAUGAAGAUGAAAAACCACAACCUAAAGCAACACCAGCAAAAGCUACUCCAGCUAAGAAGCCAGCUACCAAAGAAGAAAGUUCUUCAGACGAUUCUUCUAGCGAUGAAGAAGAGCAACCUAAAAAAGCGGCUCCUGCACCCGUGAAAGCAUCAGCAGCAAAGAAAAAAGAAUCAUCGAGUAGCGAGGAUAGUUCUGACGAUGAAGAAGAGUCUAAACCUGCUUCUGCCCCACCAACACCUAAAGGUGGACAAAAAAGGAAAUUUGAUGAUGAUUCCAACAACGCCGAACCUCAGUCGAAGAAACCAGCUUAUAGUAAUUUUGUUAAAGCAAAUGAUAGUUUCAAUUUGAAUGAUACAAAUAAGCCAAAAAAUACACCAUUCAGACGUGUUCGAGACGAAGAAAUUGAAAUUGACCCACGUGUUAGAGAUAAUUCAUUUGAAGCAAAGAGAAACGCUAGAGGAUCGUGGGGUGAACGAGCUAACCUUGAUUUAAAACAUACUCGUGGCAAAUCGUUUCGUCAUGAAAAGACAAAAAAGAAACGCGGUUCUUAUCGUGGUGGAACUAUUGACAUGAGCGUUAAUUCAAUUAAAUUUGAAGACUAAAAUAUAAGUUUUAGAUUAGUUCUGUAAUUUAGCACAAAUAAUCUUAUUUUUUUUGAUCUAACGACCAAUUAUUUUUUAAACUAUUGUAGUCUGUAAUUUAUUUUCAAAAACAAAUGUUAAUUUUGUUUUUCUUUUUUUGAGUCCUACUUAUUGAUUAUAUUAAGUCGUCAAAAGGUGGUUAAGUAUGUAAUUCAUUCGGAUUUAAAACUGUUCUCCACCUGUUAUAAGAAUACUUGAUUCAUUAGUAAGACUGAUGGAUUUACAAGUGCUAUAAUUUUCGAUUAAGCGAAAAUUUUUACAAUUCCGAUAAUUACUUACAUUCGAGGUAAAUAAGUCCGGCAGCACUUGUAAGUUCAUCACUUUAAAAUUUUGCGACAACAGAUGUAGAACAGUUUUGAAAAUACAAUAAAUGUAAAUGAAAACGGUAAUGAAAAAGUCCUCUGAAAGAUGAACUUUUAAUACAAUUUUGUAAAGUAUUUACUUGUAAUUUUAUAUAUCUGAUAAUUAAAAAAUAUAUAUUACUGAUUAUAAGAAAUUCUGUGUAUAUUAUUGCCAUAAGUAAAGCGCUGUAUAUUUUGUGUUAAGAAAUUCAAAAAUAUAUUACUGAAAAUUUGAAAUGAA
Molecule: messenger RNA, 2440 nt
Organism: Chrysoperla carnea
Lineage: Eukaryota; Metazoa; Arthropoda; Insecta; Neuroptera; Chrysopidae
Product: nucleolar protein dao-5
Exons: 5
Coding region: 68-1819 (583 amino acids)
Cellular component (GO): nucleolus; nucleoplasm
Source: RefSeq, a predicted model, not a curated record